Molecule: messenger RNA, 2434 nt
Organism: Doryrhamphus excisus (bluestripe pipefish)
Lineage: Eukaryota; Metazoa; Chordata; Actinopteri; Syngnathiformes; Syngnathidae
Gene: foxh1
Product: forkhead box H1
Biological process (GO): transforming growth factor beta receptor signaling pathway; positive regulation of transcription by RNA polymerase II
Cellular component (GO): activin responsive factor complex
Molecular function (GO): transcription cis-regulatory region binding; DNA-binding transcription activator activity, RNA polymerase II-specific
Source: RefSeq, a predicted model, not a curated record
UUCUCAUGCAGAGCUCACUAAUCCAGGCCAAACCUAUUAAGGGACACUCCAGCAGACAGGAAAUGAUAGAUUGGCGGCUGGUAUUUAAAUCACUGGGCACUUCACUAUGCAUGCAAAUGGUCCAAACAUGGUGCAUAGUGAAUGAAUGAGAGGUUUGCCUGUACAUCAUAAACUGCAUUUAAAAACAACACAACCGUGCUUGUACAUACUUUUUGUAUGUGCAAGAAGGCCGGAGAAGAAAAUCAGCAGCAAGUUGCAGCAGGUGAAGAAGGUUAAGGAAGCCAUCAGACAAGACCCAGCCUGGAGCCAACAGUCUGCCACAAGUUAAGGACCGACUCUUUGACCGCCCUCCCCCUCUAUAUCUGCCCCUCAACGUCCGUCCUCCUGUCCCCAAAGUGCGGGGACCCCAUCAGCAUGACAAAGCACCGACCGGGGCGCAGCCUCAUGGCACCACCCGCCCUGGGAGACCAUCACCUUGACUCGGGCGACUGUCCCCCCAUCAGCCACGUAGCACGGAUCUCUCCAGGCCGGCAUUGGAGCCACCAACUCACGGCUCAGAUGGUCCCGCAGCAGCCGCCGCUGAGCUUCCAGAAGGCGCUUGCAGCAGCGCACCCGGAGGAGCACCUCGGUGGAGCUUUCAUGGAUAAACUCCUGGAACCGGAGGCGUCAUACGGGAAUGCGCACCAAGGAGCGUACAGCGGUGACCGGGACACCACCGGCGCUAGAGGUGGAAAGAAGAAGAAGAACUACCAGCGGUACCCCAAACCACCAUAUUCAUACCUUGCAAUGAUCGCCAUGGUUAUCCAAAGGUCGCCGGAGAAGAAGCUGACUUUAUCUGAGAUUCUGAAGGAGAUCAGCACCUUGUUCCCUUUCUUUAAGGGCAACUACAAAGGCUGGAGGGAUUCCGUGCGACACAAUCUUUCUUCCUACGACUGUUUCGUUAAGGUGCUAAAGGACCCGGGUAAGCCCCAGGGCAAAGGGAACUUCUGGGCGGUGGAGCUGAGCCGCGUCCCCCUGGAGCUCCUGAAAAGGCAAAACACGGCGGUGUCGCGUCAGGAUGAGACCAUCUUCGCUCAGGAUCUGGCCCCUUACAUCCUGCAGGGACAUAAGCCAGAAUCUGAACCGCCACCCCCGCCGCCCAACCCCAUGACCACCCUGCCCCCUCCCGGUAACCUCUCCCCACCCCCCGAGGACCUGUUCCGACCCAAGCUGGACUCAUCGUUCGCUAUUGACUCCUUGCUGCACAGCUUUCGCCCCACCAGCGGCUCGGGGGAGGUGGACAUGGGUAUGAGAGACUGUUGGGUGGAAGCCGAGCACCCCAGGCUGUCGCCCCUUCCGCGGCCCCGCUACGCAUCAUCUGCACGCAGUGCUUCCGCCAGCUCGGCUAGCCCCGCCUCCACAUCAUCAUCAUCUUCUUCCUCCGAGGAGGAAUGGAAGAGGUUGUCCCAACACGGGAAGCGUCUCCCCCCUGAUGGGGAGGCAGGGUCAGACGAUUACGAGGACUACAAACCACCGCUGCACAAAUCAGCACGACGGGACGCCGCCGCCGCCCCACCUUGGGAGCUGCCCACCUCCUACGCCAAAUACGCCCCACCCAACGCCGUCGCCCCGCCAAGCAUGCGCUUCAACGGGGGGCCACUCGUGCCCCUACACGGCGGACUCCCUCUUUACGGCUACGGAAACUCCCAUGUGGCUCCGGGUCACUUUCUAAGCCACACGUACUGGCCCCUUCUCCCCAGUGGGCGGGUGUCUGUGCAAGCCCCGCCCCUUAUUAUGGACUUGGACAACAUGCUGCAGUCUGUGCCGCCGAAUAAGAGCGUCUUUGACGUGCUCAUGGCAACCAAUCAGAACUCACAUCACCAGCCAACCAGUCAGUACACCAUGCAGAAUGGGGCGCCCUUAAACCGGUACCCCCAAUACUGACCCCACUCUUUGAAACUGUCACUUUAAUUAACAUGCAACAAGAACGGCAGCUUAGAAGGAGAUACUACCUCAACUUGUACAACCAAAUACUAUAUCUACCUCUAUAUCUACCUCAAUCCUCCAAUGAAGUAUUUGCAGAUGACUACAUAGUAUAAAGCCCAGUGAAUGUACUGCAUGCUUGGAAGACGACUACCUCAUCUUUUAAACUGUGACGCGUUUUCCUGUGGACUUUGGACUGCAGGUUCAUUUGCACUCUUUUUUUUUUUUUUUUUUUUUACUCAUUAUGAUCGUAUAGAUUAUAAAUAUUACCUGCGUUGCCAGGUGAUUUUUUUUGUGUGUUUUUAAAAAUAUAUUCCUUUAGCCUUGAGGUUUGUGUUAUGUGUUUGUAUAUACAGGUGGACUUGGACCUGAGAAUGUUAUGGUGCCGAACAGGGUUGGUAAUAAAAUGCAGUUUUUAGUGUUUUCCAUCGAGGGCUAUGUGUCGUCUUAUAUUUGGGACAAUAUAGUAAUA